Molecule: messenger RNA, 636 nt
Organism: Trematosphaeria pertusa
Lineage: Eukaryota; Fungi; Ascomycota; Dothideomycetes; Pleosporales; Trematosphaeriaceae
Exons: 2
Molecular function (GO): protein binding
Source: RefSeq, a predicted model, not a curated record
AGCGCACUGGCACGCGAAAAUGACAUGGUCACUGUCGAAAUCGGAGAAGAGCAUCACGUCUAUCAUGCCUACAAGGCCCUGCUCAUACACCACUCGGACUACUUCCGCAAGGCUUUGAAAGGUCCAUGGAAAGAGUCGAAAGAACACAAGGUCACGCUGGAGGACAUUGAACCGAACACGUUCGACAUUUUCGUAAUCUGGUUGUAUACACAGCGACUUCCCGGGAUAAUAUCCAGAUGGGAGGAAGCUUCGAGACACGCGCAAUCGGACCAAGAACGCAUCAAAGCCAUCGUCUUCGCCGACCGGUUCCUCGUCCCAGGCUUCAGAAAAGCGGUGAAAAUCGACCUAGUCGACCGAACAUGCGUAUACGAGUCCAACUGCUGCUACCCGGGGAUCAUCUACGCUUUCGAGCAUCUGCGCUCAGACGACCCUCUGCUGGACUUCUUGGUCGACGUCCAGUGCGCUUUCCUCGAUGCAGAGAGAGAUAAAGCGUACCUCCGAUCUGAGCUGCCGAAUGAGUUCCUGAUCCGCGUCAUGCUGAGGUAUUCGAAGGUGUUGCAGAAGCCGGAGUUGCAGGUGCUUGAUUGGUGUUCGUAUCAUGAGCAUGGAUUCGACGAGGAGAAGAGAGUGUGUUAG